UGUCUCUUCGUCUUCCUCCAAACGCUAAAUAAUUUAGUAGACAGAACACAAAAUCAAAGACAGAACAACAAUUAAUUGAACAGCGAGACACGAACGCCCCUUCACCACAAGCUGUACUUUGUGAGGGCCCGCCGACGGCAACCCCGGCCACCGCCUGCUCAAGGUCUGUGCAGUUCCUUCUGUAGACGUUGCUCGCGCCGCCCUCGUUACAGGUGGGUCUUGCUCGCUCGCGAAUUAAUCCUGUUCUUGCGUGUUUCUACAUUGUUUAUUCUAACUAAAAAAAAAAAAAAAAAUACACAGCACUUCAUCAACUACAUCAAACCACGGCAGCGCGAACUGGAAUCGCAUUGUUGAUUCAACAUGCUGGGGGGAAAUGUAUUGUGUGAUUAGUGGCUGUUCACAGCAUGUGCUUCAGUGAUGCUUGCGCUGCUUGCGGCGUGCUGGCUCGUCUGUCAUUAGCGCCUUAAGAAGGACCUGCUUCGUGGAACCGCCCGCCGCGCAGGUGAGAAGAGACAGAGAGGAACCGGAGAGGAGCAAACUGCAAAUCUAUAUUGAAGGGGGUGAAGAAGUUUGCCUGGACUUCCGUGGCUGCCUCGCAGCUACAAUAAUUAUAUACUAAAUUCAAGGACCUCGCAAUUCGAUAGCGCAUUUCCGCGAACCGCUUCGUGGCCUCCGCUCGAGACGGUACCAAAGCAGCACGGAGGAUCGCCGAGGCCCUUGAGGAUGGCGUCCCAGCAGCAGCCGCCCACCUCAACGCAGCUCACAAGACACGCAGUCAACGGCUUCCGCUAUCAGGUGGCCGUCGGCACCACGGGCCGCGCUGUGCUCGCGCAGGCGGCGCAGUGGCUGUACCAAGGGGGACCAUGCGUCAGGACUUAUUUUCUCAGCCUAGGACACCAAGAAGCUGACUACAGACGCGUGUUUAACAGUGAACAAAGAAAGCUGUUGGAAAAUGGUGCUCCCUUCGAGGAAUAUGGCUUGCCCCUGCUCUUGCUCGUCCUCCAGCUCAUGUGUGGACUCGCUGGGCCGAGCGAUCCAGCCUGGGCGUGCCCUCUCACAGGCCAGCCCCUGGAACAUCUCAUCCACAGGCUAAGCCAGAAGCAAAGCGGCAUUACGCGCUCGAAGGACGUGCAGCAGAUGUCGGACCAGAAGCUGAAAAGGGAAUUGGGAAGACUCCGGCGUCUUCUCUCGAGGAUCCUUCGGCUGGCAGGGAGCCGGUGUGGAAUACCCCCACAUGUCCUGCGUGGCGAGGUCUGGCAGGCCAAGCAGGAUUUGCAGGACCUCACGAAGAAGGUCAGAGAACCUCUCCAGGCCUCAGAAAUGAACAGUCUCCCACAACUGCAGCAGGAAAUCCAGGUAUUCAGGGAAACCCUUCGGCGAAAGGUGGAGGAGCGCAGCCGGCAGGAGUUGUGCGACCUCUAUCCUCAUUUGUGGGAUGUGACUCUUGCGCAGUGGCUAUAUCCGGAGCUGACCGUCCGACCGAGUAUGAAUUUUACGAACUUGAUCCUCCUGGAAAACACGGCAUGUUCGCAAAGCUUUCGUAACUUACCCCUGAAAGACCUCUUGCAAACCACGCACCCAAAAGGAGGCCUACCUGAAGUGAUCCUGAUAUCAGGGGAAGGAGGAAUAGGAAAAACCACUCUGCUGAAAUACAUGCUGGAGAUGUGGGUGAGAGAUCCCUCUCAAAUCGGGGGCCUUCAAGACGUCUCACCCCUUCUCUACCUGCAACUCCGAGGCUCCAGCAUCAGCAGCUGGAAGGAUUUGCUCACGAACGUCCUUUACGACACAUGUCAGGAGUCUGGCCUUACGGUUGACUUCUUUGUUGAUCUCUUUCGAGAAAUGCAAGUUGUCGUGCUUCUGGACGGUUACGAUGAGGUUACCGAAGAGGCAAAGAAACUUGUGACUGAUCUUGCAACGUACCAAGGAAACAUGCGUGUUGUGAUAACCACUAGACCAAGUUGUCUGAUGGAACUAAACAAUAUAGUGAAUGAAAAACAUGUAAUACACAUUGAGAUCAAGGGAAUACGGCAGGAAGAUUGUCCUUACUUCGUCGAAAGCACUUUGGCUGCUCUCGUCCAGGACCCAUGGACUACAACCAAAUUACUGGAGAGGAAACUAAUAAGUGCACAGAGAGGGAUGGAGAAGUUGAUGCUGGGAAUUAGUCUAGGAGAUCGGAUGAGGGCGCCGUGGGUCAGGGAACAGACAAAAGUGGAAGAUAUAAUCGGGAACAUCAAAGAGAAAACAUUCAAUGGACAGGUCAUGUAUGUCGAAGACAGGACAACAGAUUGACAAAGAUGGUAACAGAUUUGGUUAUAGAUAUCAUAAAGAGACCAAGGGCUGAACUAAUCACAAGAUUGCGUGACGAAAUAACGAAAUUUUGGGGCCAAGACCGGAAACAAAAAAUGCAAGACAGACAAAAUUGGAAAAUAUUGGGAGAAGCCUACA
Messenger RNA from Penaeus indicus, 2445 nucleotides. RefSeq lists its product as uncharacterized. Lineage: Eukaryota; Metazoa; Arthropoda; Malacostraca; Decapoda; Penaeidae. The transcript has 2 exons. The record is from RefSeq and is a predicted model, not a curated record. Bases 724 to 2289 code for a protein of 521 amino acids.